Staurois parvus is the source of this 477-nucleotide messenger RNA. The record is from the annotation of a GenBank genome assembly. NCBI's taxonomy places the organism in Eukaryota, Metazoa, Chordata, Amphibia, Anura, Ranidae.
GCAGCACUUCUCGCGCAUGCGCAGUGGGCACCCGGCUGUCAAAGUCGGGUGCCCACAGUCUGUCAAAUUCAGGUACCCGCUCCCCUUCUCUCCCUAAAGGUCCGCAGUGUCUGGUCAUGCCCUGUACUGUCUGCAGUCUCUGGUCAUCUGUACUGUCCGCAGUCUCUGGUCAUCUCCUGUACUGUCCGCAGUCUCUGUUCAUCUCCUGUACUGUCCGCAGUCUCUGUUCAUCCCCUAUACUGUCCGCAGUCUCUGGUCAUCCCCUAUACUGUCCGCAGUCUCUGGUCAUCCCCUGUACUGUCCGCAGUCUCUGGUCAUCCCCUAUACUGUCCGCAGUCUCUGGUCAUCUCCUGUACUGUGUCCACAGUCUCUGGUCCAUCUCCUGUACUAUGUCUGCAGUCUCUGGUCAUUCCCUGUACUGUCUGCAGUCUUUGGUUUUUCACAUUGCCGUGGCCCACUCUUCUUUGCAGAAUUGUU